Messenger RNA from Conger conger (European conger), 777 nucleotides. Its product is annotated as granzyme A-like. Gene Ontology annotation, biological process: proteolysis. The record is from RefSeq and is a predicted model, not a curated record. Bases 1 to 777 code for a protein of 258 amino acids. Gene Ontology annotation, molecular function: serine-type endopeptidase activity. The transcript has 5 exons. NCBI's taxonomy places the organism in Eukaryota, Metazoa, Chordata, Actinopteri, Anguilliformes, Congridae.
AUGAAGGGAAAAGGCCACCUGUUCACACAUCUACUAGUUCUACUCCUGUGUCUGACAGCAGGUGAGGGGGCAGAGAUCAUCGACGGAAAGGAAGUGCCCCCCCACUCUCUUCCAUUCAUGGCUCUCCUGCAGGACUCCAAGGGAACACAAUUCUGUGGCGGCACUCUGAUUGACCUCCAGUGGGUUCUGACUGCAGCACACUGCAACAUUUCUUCGAGCGUGCUGUUGGGGGUGCACAACCGCUCAAAGUCAGAGAUGGAGUACCGACAGCUCCAGAAGGUGAAGCACAGUGUUCCUCAUCCCUUAUAUAACCCCAACACCUUCGACAAUGACCUCAUGCUGCUGAAGCUUGACACGAAAGCCAAGAAAACGGAAGCUGUCCGGCCCCUCACACUGCCCCCUCCUGUUCAGGAUGUCCCGGCGGGGACGGGCUGUGUUGUAGCAGGAUGGGGAGCCACCAAAAAUGGUGGUGGAAUGUCAGACGUUUUGAUGUCAGCCAAUGUCACAGUCAUUGACAGAGCCCUGUGCAACUCCAAGGAUUACUACAACCUGCACCCCAUCAUCACCAAUGAAAUGCUGUGUGCAGGGCAUAAGGACAAGAGACCUGUCGACACCUGCCAAGGAGACUCCGGAGGUCCACUGCUGUGUGAAGGGAAACUUAGGGGGGUCACCUCAUUUGGGACGAAAUGUGGUUUAAAGAAAAAACCAGGAGUCUAUGCUGCACUCACCAAGAAACAGACACAAUGGAUCCACAAGACCAUGAAAAGCCUGCUGUGA